AUGGAGGUCGCGUUACCCAAGGACCUGGCGCAAGAUGUUGGCCUGGCCAAGAGGAGGCAGAUGGAGUUGUGCAGGCAGAAACGGAUCUUCAACGCCAGAAACAGGAUCAUCGGGGGAGACCCAGGAGCCUGGGAUGUCCAGGUUCAUGACCAGAAGAUAAAAGAAGCAACUGAAAAAGCUAGACAUGAAACCUUUGCUGCUGAAAUGAGGCAAAACGACAAAAUCACGUGCAUCCUAGAAAACCGGGAGAGGAGAGAGAGGAGAAAUCUCUGCACAGUUAUUAACGACUUCCAGCAGCACUUCCAGAUGCCGGAAACUCGCCGUGAGUUUGAUUUGUCAGAUCCUCUCGCCCUUAAGAAAGCUCUUCCUGCCCGGCAGUCAGAUGACGAUGUCCGGAACACCGUGUCAGGGAUGCAGAAAUUCAUGGGAGAGGACUUAAGCUUCCCCGAGAGGAAGAAGUUCCAAGAGGAACAAAACAGGGAGUGGUCCUUGCAGCAGCAAAGAGAAUGGAAGGAUGCCCGCACUGACCACAAAUUUGCAGAGGCCCUGCACACAGAGACGCGGCUACGGCUUGACCACACAGCCCAGCACCUCCAGAAACUAGAGACCUCUGCUAGGAAGGCAGUGUGUGCAACCGUGAAGGAAUUCAACAGGAACCAGAGGCUUCAGGAAGAGGAGCGCCAGCGGGACAUGGACUGGGACCGGCAGCGCAUCCAGAAGGCUCGGGCCACCCUGCUGAUGGAGCGGCUGCAGCAGCGGCAGCUUCGGGAGCUUCGGAGGGCUCUGGACAGCAGCAACCGCAGCCUGGCCCAGGAGCAGCGCCUGCAGAAAAACUACAUGAAAGAAGUCUACACAAACGAUCCCACAGGUGACUAUUUCUCACAAUUUAAUACCAGGAGUCGGUGA
Molecule: messenger RNA, 906 nt
Organism: Orycteropus afer afer
Lineage: Eukaryota; Metazoa; Chordata; Mammalia; Tubulidentata; Orycteropodidae
Gene: RIBC2
Product: RIB43A domain with coiled-coils 2
Exons: 6
Coding region: 1-906 (301 amino acids)
Source: RefSeq, a predicted model, not a curated record